Messenger RNA from Capsicum annuum, 1414 nucleotides. Its product is annotated as protein farnesyltransferase/geranylgeranyltransferase type-1 subunit alpha. NCBI's taxonomy places the organism in Eukaryota, Viridiplantae, Streptophyta, Magnoliopsida, Solanales, Solanaceae. Gene Ontology annotation, biological process: protein farnesylation; protein geranylgeranylation. The transcript is spliced from 5 exons. The record is from RefSeq and is a predicted model, not a curated record. Gene Ontology annotation, molecular function: protein farnesyltransferase activity; CAAX-protein geranylgeranyltransferase activity. Gene Ontology annotation, cellular component: protein farnesyltransferase complex; cytoplasm; CAAX-protein geranylgeranyltransferase complex. The coding region runs from base 89 to 1126 and encodes 345 amino acids.
AUUAACUAUUUUUAGUAAAUUAUCAAGUGAAAAUCAAAGGAGGGAGCUGUACUAAUUGAAACACCCUUGAACCCCGGCGGCAAUCCAAAUGGACUCUGAUGAAGAAAGCCGAACGCGAAUUCCGUUCAAGGAAAGGCCCGAUUGGGCCGAUGUAAAGCCCGUUCCACAAGACGACGGGCCCUGCCCGGUGGUCCCCAUAGCUUACACAGAAGACUUCUCGGAAACCAUGGACUAUUUCCGAGCAAUAUACUUAGCCAAUGAACGGUCUCCUCGUUCCCUACAGCUUACUGCUGAAGCUAUUCAACUAAACCCUGGAAAUUACACUGUAUGGCAAUUCAGGCGUGUUGUACUGGAGGCACUGGCUGUUGAUUUACAUGAAGAAUUGAAGUUUGUUGAUCGCAUUGCUGGGGAUAACUCCAAAAAUUAUCAAAUAUGGCAUCAUAGACGGUGGCUUGCUGAGAAGCUGGGAGCUGAUGCUGUGACAAAUGAGCUAGAAUUCACCAAGAAAAUAUUUUCUCAGGAUGCAAAGAAUUAUCAUGCUUGGUCCCAUCGGCAGUGGGUCCUUCAAGCACUUGGCGGAUGGGAAGAUGAGCUUGCCUACUGUCAACAACUCCUUGAAGAUGAUAUUUACAAUAAUUCUGCUUGGAAUCAGAGAUACUUUGUCGUGACACGAUCACCACUACUAGGGGGCCUAGCGGCAAUGAGGGAAUCAGAAGUGAAAUACACAGUUCAAGCCAUCAGAGCUAGUCCAGAGAAUGAAAGUCCUUGGAGGUAUCUUCGUGGUCUUUACAAGAAUGAUACACAAUCUUUGGUUGAGGAUUCUCAAGCAGCAUCAGUACUUUUGGACGUCUUAACCUCCAAAAAUAGUCAUGUGCAUGCUCUGAGCUUAUUGUUAGAUCUUCUCUGUCAUGGUUUUGAACCAAGCCAAGAAUUGAGAAGUGCAAUAGAUGUUCUCACGCCAGAGUCAUGCUCACCAGAUUUAGCAUUGACAAAGAGAAUCAGUUCCAUCUUGGAACAUGCUGAUCCAACGAGAGUAAAAUAUUGGAAUUGGCGCAAAAGCACUACUCCUGUUCAAUCAGCUCAGUGUCAGAAUACAGAUAGGUUGGCUAACUUAAGCAUGCAAUAAUGACUUGUGAGAAUAUUGCACUGAUGUUGUACGAAUAUACAGACGUGCAUUUAAGGUGAAACUAUGGUUGAUAAUAUUGUGCUUCUCAAGAGAGGUCAUUUUCGAUAACUUUCUGGUACUGGCCAGAGUUUCAGCCCUGCUAUGUUUUGUAAGUUUGGAUGCAUAGCUUAUUGAUACUUUUGGCGACUCAAAUACUCUUGGAGGAAGGCUGGUAACAUAUGUAAUUUACUGCCACGUCGAAGUAAAUCUUGAAAAUUUUUACAAAAUGAACCUGAGAAUUCUUUUGCA